GCAACACAAUUUGAUAAACGGACAUAAUAAUGCUAAGACUAAAUAGAUCAAACAACCUUUAUAAGCACUUGUUUAGAAGAUUACAAAUAGCCAAAUACCACGCAGAUGAUGGAUGUUAUGGUUAUCGUCCGAAGGAGACGCUCAAGUUUCAAGAGGACAAAGCUGCACAGAGGAACAGAAUUCAUCAUUCAAAUCUAUUCAGACUUAUUACAGCCUACCGGAAACAUGGACAUAAAGCUGCAAAUGUAAAYCCCUUGGGAAAAGUUGCAAGAUCAAGGCUGGAUGAUUUGGAAGUAACAGAGCUUAACCUAGAUGAGUAUGGUCUUGAACACAUAGAUCUCAAUACACCAGUCAAACUUUCAGGCUUAAUUCACAUAGAAGACAARCAUGAAGCAUCAUAUAAUGAAAUUCUGGAUCAAUUAAAAAGGGCUUAUUGUGGAGAAUUAUCAGUAGAAUUACAUCACCUUCAGAGUGAAAAAGAAAAACUUUGGUUUGCAAAUCUUGUUGAAGAGAGCAUCCAUUGGUCUUUAGAUAGUGCAAGACAAAAACAUAUUGCAAAGCUGCUACUGAGGUCUCAGGCAUUUGAUAACUUUGUGGCCAAGAAAUUCAUCACUGUGAAGAGAUAUGGUGGAGAGGGAGCAGAGAGCAUGAUGRUAUUCUUUGAUGAGUUGUUUCAACAGGCCUCCACAGAUGGCUUUGAGGAUGUUGUGAUAGGAAUGCCACACAGAGGAAGACUAAACUUGUUGACAGGGCUGUUAAAGUAUCCAUUGCCUUUGCUAUUCUCUAAGAUGAUGGGUAAUUCUGAAUUCUUUGAUGGAGCUCAGGCCUCUGGGGAUGUACUUUCACAUUURACCAGUUCUGUUGACCUUGACCUUGGUGGAACAAGUCCAUUACAUGUGACUAUGAUACCCAAUCCCUCUCAUCUGGAAGCUAACUGCCCAGUAGCUGCUGGGAAAGUUAGAGCAAAGCAGAUGUCAAAGCAMUGGGGUGAUUAUACCCAGAAUGGUUUUAUUGAUAAGGCAUUAUGUGUUUUAGUACAUGGCGAUGCAUCAUUUAUAGGGCAGGGAAUUAUUGCUGAGACCCUUGKCAUGUCAGCUCUGCCACAUUAUGAUGUUGGUGGAACUGUUCACUUGAUUGUUAACAAUCAGUUAGGAUUCACAACACCAGCAAAUAGGGGAAGGUCUUCAAUGUAUGCUAGUGAUAUUGCAAAAAUUGUGGACUGUCCAGUGAUUCAUGUCAAUGGAGAUUCUCCUGAGGAAGUAUUAAGAGCAACCAAAUUAGCCAUGGAAUACAGAAACAARUUUAGAAAAGAUAUCAUUGUAGACAUGAACUGCUACAGGAGAUGGGGCCAUAAUGAGAUUGAYGACCCAUCCUUCACACAACCAUCAAUGUAUAACUUGAUUAAUGUGCGUAAAAGUGUGCCUGAUUGCUAUGCYGCACAGUUAGAGGAGAUGGGUGUGGUCACACAUGACUCUUUAAUGGAGGAUGCUGCAGGUUACACUACGAUGUUGAACGAGGAUGCUAAAAAAGCAGAAAGCUACAGGAAUUCCCCAUCCCACCUUAGAUCAUCUUGGUCAGGGAUUGUGGAAGCUAGURUUGAUAAAAUAACAUCAUGGGAUACAGGUUUACCACAUGAMACUCUUCUGUACAUUGGCGCCAAGUCAGUAGAGGUGCCAGCUGAUUUCAAUGUCCAUCCACAUCUCAAAAAAACACACAUUGACACAAGACUGCAAAAAUUAAARGAGGGAACUGCAAUGGACUGGGCAUCAGCAGAGGCUCUUGCACUGGGCAGCUUGCUAUUCCAAGGUUAUAAUGCUCGAAUAAGUGGUCAGGAUGUUGGAAGAGGAACAUUCAGCCAUAGACAUGCAAUGUUAGUGGAUCAAAAGACUGACCAUAUUUUUAUUCCAUUGAACAAUGUUUGUGAUGGCCAACGAGGAUUUCUAGAGGUUUGCAAYAGYCAUCUAUCAGAGGAAGCAGUUUUGGGUUUUGAGUAUGGUGURAGCAUUGAGAACCCAAACAAUCUGGUAAUUUGGGAAGCACAGUUUGGAGACUUUUUCAAUGGAGCACAGAUAAUUAUUGACACCUUUGUAGGGUCUGGAGAAACAAAAUGGAUGUUACACAAUGGAUUAGUAAUGCUUUUACCUCAUGGUUAUGAUGGAGCUGGACCAGAGCACUCAUCUUGUCGAAUUGAAAGAUUUUUACAGUUAACAGACAGCAAAGAAGAUGGUAUGGAUGCCGACAACGUCAAUAUGCACAUUGUAAAUCCAACAACACCGGCUCAGUAUUUCCAUCUCAUCAGACAACAGAUGAUCCGCAACUUUAGAAAACCACUCAUUGUAGUAGCACCAAAAUUACUUCUUCGUCUUCCGAGUUCAUAUGGAGCCAAGAGGAGCAUAGAAAUAUGGGGGCAUGGACUUUUGUGUCUCCAAGGUUUGAAAAUGUCCUGGGUGUGAAGCUGAGAUACGUGGGGCGCAAGGUUCUGGCUGCACCAGCUGUUGGUAUUGGRAAAGUUCACAGCCAAGAAGUACAUGAUGUACUACACGGGACCUUUGCACACUAAAMUCGCAAUUUGAAUUCUUUUUCGGAAUAAAUUGUGGUAAAAUUGGUAUAGGUAAUUCCACCGUAAAUUCGAAAGAUGAGCACAAAUUAUUGAAAGACACGUGCAYCCUAAAACCUUUGCGAUCAUUUCUUCUCUUUACAAAUGUUUGGUUCAAAAUCGAAGGUGGCAGAAGUACAUAACCAUUCUGGUUAUGUACUUCUGAAGGUGGCUAAUUUUCUCAAAUGCGUCGUGCAAAGGUUCUUGAAUGUACGUUGGUCUUUAUUUGAUAUUCACUAAUAAUAAUUGCAUGGAUUAACUCAUYCAGAAACAACAAGAAGACUAGGGAGAACUAAUCGCCAUCGUGACACUCAAACAACCAUAUUGGUCAAACCAAUAAUUCUGAUGUUUUUAGUUAGCAUGUGAUGCCAAAAGGAAGGUUUUGUAAAACCCUUACAACUGUGCGAUCACUUCCAACAUUUCUCUAAUUUUAUGGAAUAAAUAUUUUGUUGUAGAAAGUUGGAAAUAUAGGUAUUUAUUAUAGGAGGAUUUUAAUUAAAAUAAAGUAAUAUGGAKUUGACGCACUAAAUCCGUGAAACUUACAGUGCUAAUUACCGCUGUCCCGCUAAAUGGUCUAGACGUCWGAAAUCUUUUGUAUUGUUCUUGUUUCAUGGAUUUAGCGCUCGAACUAUCAUGAAUGGUUUUCUUUUGAUAAGAUAGAAUUGUACUGGAAACGUAUUUGUCAAUAAAUUGCAACAUUCAUUUCAAA
Molecule: messenger RNA, 3305 nt
Organism: Exaiptasia diaphana
Lineage: Eukaryota; Metazoa; Cnidaria; Anthozoa; Actiniaria; Aiptasiidae
Product: probable 2-oxoglutarate dehydrogenase E1 component DHKTD1, mitochondrial
Biological process (GO): tricarboxylic acid cycle
Molecular function (GO): thiamine pyrophosphate binding; oxoglutarate dehydrogenase (succinyl-transferring) activity
Source: RefSeq, a predicted model, not a curated record